This is a messenger RNA of Verticillium nonalfalfae, 1767 nucleotides long. RefSeq lists its product as uncharacterized. The transcript has 4 exons. Gene Ontology annotation, biological process: transmembrane transport. The coding region runs from base 1 to 1767 and encodes 588 amino acids. Gene Ontology annotation, cellular component: membrane. The record is from RefSeq and is a predicted model, not a curated record. Lineage: Eukaryota; Fungi; Ascomycota; Sordariomycetes; Glomerellales; Plectosphaerellaceae. Gene Ontology annotation, molecular function: transmembrane transporter activity.
AUGCCGGCGCCCAAGACGUAUGCAGCCGUCGUGGCUGAUGAACAAGACCCCGUCCUCGGCUCGCCACUCAACCCAGCAAACAACUUGAACGCGACGAGUCCCUUCCUUCCCAGCAUCGACGGCGACAAUGACGAACAAGGCGCAAGGGCAGCAGGUUGGGAUGCAGCAGCCGAUUUUGACGGCCUUCCCUGGUGGCAGGUCCCAUCUGUCACUUGGCUGCUGGUGCCCUUCUUCAUUUUCGCCAUGGCCUUUGGUGGCAUGAUUGUUCCGAAACUCAACCUUAUCGUCGAUUUGGUGUGCCGCAAGCACUUCGCAGACGAAACCUUGCUCGACCCCAACUUUACCUUUAUCCCUGUGGUUCUUGGUGCCGACAAUCCGCAAUGCUUUAUACCCGAAGUGAAGAAGAGUGUUUCCGUGUUCACCAUGGCCAUCAACCUCACCGUCGGUAUCUUGUCAGCCUUUACUGCUCCCAAGUUCGGCCAGCUCUCAGACCGGUACGGUCGAACCAAGUUCUUGGCCCUGGCGUCCAUUGGCGGCAUCAGUGCCGAGAUCAUCACCAUCCUCUGCGCCAAGUACCCAGAUGUAGUCCACUACAACUGGCUCAUCCUUGCUGCCGUCUGCGAUGGCUUGACAGGUUCAUUUACCGCCGGCGGCAUCCUCAGCAACUCCUAUGCGAGCGACUGCACGCCCCCCUCGAAACGCGCCGUGGUCAUCGGUCGCCUCCACGCCUGUCUCUUCACCGGCCUGGCCGUCGGACCCCUCCUCGCAGGCUUUCUUGUGGCCGCAACGGGCACCCUCCUCUCCGUGUUCUAUGCCCUGUUAAUCUGCCACAUCUUCUUCCUUUUCUUCGUUGGCUUUGUUGUGCCCGAGUCGCUGUCCCAGCAGCGCCGACUCCGCGCGCAAAAAGAGCACGCCGAGAAGCAGGACGAUCACAGCGCUCGCGGGACCUGGCUUGCUCCUCUGCACGUGGCGAACGUCCUGGCGCCUCUCAAGGCCCUCUGGCCGACCAAGGCCGGCAGCUCGCCCGCUCUGCGCAGGAACCUGGUGGCGCUCGCGACCAUCGACAUGAUCAUUGCGGGCGUCGCCAUGAGCAUCGGCACCGUCCUCCUGCUCUACUGCGAGUCCGACGACACCUGGGGCUGGGGCACGGUCGAGAGCUCGCGUUUCAUCUCGCUCCUGUCCUGGGUGCGCGUGUUCGUCCUGCUCGCCAUCCUCCCCGCCAUCAACUACAUCUUCCGCGUCCGCCCCAACGCACGCCGCGCCCGCGCAACCGGCACGGCCGUCCCCGACGCCAACCAGGGCGCCGACACGCUCGACAUUUGGCUGCUGCGCACCGCCCUCGUGUCCGACAUUCUCGGCAGCACGGGCUACAUGCUCGCCCGCCACGAGGGCGUCUUCGUCUUCGCCGGCAUGCUGACCGCCAUGGGUGGACUCGGCGGCGCCACCGUCCAGGCCACCCUUACGAAGCACGUGCCCUCUCAACAGGUCGGCCAGCUGCUGGGCGCCAUCGGACUGCUGCAGGCGCUGUCGAGGAUCGUGGGGCCCAUCGCCUUCAACAGCCUCUACGCCGUGACUGUGGGCAGCUUCGACACGGCCAUCUUUGCGCUGCUGGCUAGCCUGUUCUUGCUCGCCUUCUUGGCCACGUGGUUGGUCAGGCCGCAUGUCUACUUGAAGCAUGACGAAGAGCCUGCCGGGGAGGACGAGCCUCUUCUGCAAGAGCAGCGUGGUAGGUCUGCUGUCGGGUCGCAGGUCGCAGCCAGUGGGUGA